AUGGGGGACUUUAACGCCAAAAUUAGAAAACAAACAAAUAUGUCGGAGGUGGCAAUUGGAAGCUUUGGAAUAAAUGGUCGAAAUGAAAGAGGACAGACAUUGAUAGAUUUCCUGCACAAUCAAAAGUUAUAUGUAAUGAACAGCUUCUUUCAAAAGAAAUUGCAUAGACGAUGGACUUGGGUAAACCCAAAUGGAAGAACAAAAAAUGAAAUAGACUUUUUUAUCACGACGCGGAAAAGAUUUGUCACAGAUGUUACAGUUCUAAAUAAAUUCGGUAUAGGGAGUGAUCAUAGAGCUGUAAGAGCAACUGUAAGAAUAAACGCCAGCAAUGAACGACAAAAAAUGAUAAGAAAGAAACAACAAAUAAAGUGGGAGACCCCAGAAGAUAUUGAUGCGUAUAAUACUUUCUUAACUGAAUCCCUGAACACGAACCAGUCACUAGACAUAAACAUAAUAAAUAAAGAAAUCACUGGAACAAUAUUAAAAGCACAACAAAAAUACUGUAAAAGAGAUGGAGAUAAAGAAGAAAAGAUAAGCAAAAAUAUAAAAGAUCUAAUUAGACAAAGAAGACUUCUAGUAGAACAACAAAAGGAAGAUACAAGCGAAAUAAGAACACUAAAUCGAAGAAAAUAA
Diorhabda sublineata is the source of this 633-nucleotide messenger RNA. RefSeq lists its product as uncharacterized. Bases 1 to 633 code for a protein of 210 amino acids. Lineage: Eukaryota; Metazoa; Arthropoda; Insecta; Coleoptera; Chrysomelidae. The transcript has a single exon. The record is from RefSeq and is a predicted model, not a curated record.